GGAGUUCUUCCUUGUCCUCUCCGCAUUUGACCUCAUCUGAGGAACCCGUCGUUGGCGAGCAGCCAAUGACGUAUAAGCUACCUGUCAACUAUGACAUCAACACAACAUCAUAACGAACAUGACUUGAAGCUGCACGAAUUGAUCAUCGACUUUCUGUAGUCUAUUCUAUGUUACAGUGUCUACGUACUCCAUCAAACGAAUAUCAAAAUGUCGUUCCUUACAGAAACAGUCGCCCGCCGUGUGGCUCUCACCUCUCGAGUUGCCUCGGUUCAGGCUCCUCGUCAGUUCAGCACAAGCAUGGCCGCCCGCAAAACAAUGUCAGAGGCCGCCAAGGACACAUUAAAAACCGUGGACCGCAAGGUCUCGGACAAACUCGUCGACGGCAUCAACGCAGGCUCCAAGGCUGCCGAGACAGUAACGGGAAAGGCCACCGAGGCCAGCUAUAAGGCAGCUGAUAGCGCUGAGGAGAUCCGAAGCAAGGCGAACGCUAGCUCUGAGGAGCUUGCAGGUAAGGCCAAGGGAGCUGCUCACGAGGCCGAGGGUACCAUAAAGGGCGCAGCGAAAAAUGCUGAGGGGAAGGUCAAGGGAUCUCUAUAAACAGAGUCGUCUCAUCACCAGUGUACAUUAUGGGAGGGGUUUGAUCCAAACAGUCAUCAUUGGCGUUCUUACACCGGUUUGCAUGGAGGUUCAUGAUACCUACUGUCUCAGAGGAGAGACUCUGUACGAAGUUAUGAUGUAAUAAUCAUUAGAGAAAAAAAUCCGCAUAUCACACCAA
This is a messenger RNA of Xylaria bambusicola, 775 nucleotides long. RefSeq lists its product as uncharacterized. Lineage: Eukaryota; Fungi; Ascomycota; Sordariomycetes; Xylariales; Xylariaceae. The record is from RefSeq and is a predicted model, not a curated record. The coding region runs from base 208 to 597 and encodes 129 amino acids. The transcript is spliced from 3 exons.